Molecule: messenger RNA, 2288 nt
Organism: Schistosoma margrebowiei
Lineage: Eukaryota; Metazoa; Platyhelminthes; Trematoda; Strigeidida; Schistosomatidae
Source: the annotation of a GenBank genome assembly
GUGCAGCCAAGGUCAAGGUACUCCAUGGCGGAGCUUUCAAUCCAAGGGAGUUGUAUCGGAUUUAUUUUCGGCGGAUAGCUGUCAGUUCUGGUUGCUAUCAUAAAAGUCAGUGUAAAAAAUUUGUUGCUGAGACCAUGAUCUAUGGACGACCUUUGGGCCAUGCUUAAAUGACUUUGAGAAUGUCCACAUAUCCGAGACCUGUCAUCCUAUACAUGAUUGGUUCGUCCAUAAAUUAUAGUCUCACCAUCGGAGUGUCAGCACUCCACAUAAGCAAACCUUAUAUUCUCACGCCAAGUAAAUAAUCCUUUACUACCGAAACGGUGUUGUCGGAGUCCCAUGAAUGCAUGGGGUCGGAUUACUUCUAAUUACUUUGUGGUGCUAUAGUAAAUAAUCCGCAUUCCGUCUUCUAAAGUUACAGUCUAUCCCAUUGUUAAUGAUCAGGUACAUCUGGUCUGGAUUUAGGUAUUGUGUCGGGUAUAGUUUGUAAAUUACUAAUUGUCCUGCACUAUUUAAUUGAAUAUAAAUCCUUCACUUACCGAAUCAAUUUUUCUGUUUCAGAUUUUCGUUUAGCCUAAUCGAAUUACACUUUUCUCGAAAACCAUCUUUAUGGGCCGCAUGGAAAUAUAUUAACGAUUGCAAUUAACAUAUGCAUGAGGUUUAAAAUGCAUUGUUUGUGUCAAUUGCGUAAACAACAUACUUGAUAUUAUGAUCAUCCUGUGAAUAUAUCAUGGCAAACAGUGAGAACACCGGAUUAUCUAAAGCUGCAACUGCUGGAACCAUCUUUGGUACUGGAUUAUUGAGUUGUGGACGUGUAGACAAGCGUACCUUUCUAAGUGCUCUCCUGGGUGCUGGACUAGGAUUCGGACUAGGGAUCCUUUCACAUGGUCUGUUAAAUGGUUUAUUACUAUUCUUGAAACGUGAUAAACAGAGUGAACAAUUGCGUCAUAUGACUGAACAGUUAGCUAUUGUUAGAGCGGAAUUGUCGGAAUUGCGUAAUGAAUUAUAUAAUACUCAAGUAAAGAGUUUGGAUAGCAAAGACAAUGAUGACGUCCCACCAAUUUUUAUAGGCGAUGAUGACUACGACCUAGAUGAUGAUUACGAAAACUACUUCGAUGUGGAAAAUGUCGGUGAUGACAUGAAUUCCCCAUCGAUUCAGUUCGGUAAAUUUCCAGAGGAAGUUUUAUCGUCGGCAAAUUCAUUUCAAAGUGUUGGUAGUCAUUUAAGCAACAACUCUUCUUAUUGGUCGAUGACGGUUCAAGUUCCGACCGAUGUGCUAGAGGAAAUAGAUAAACUGGCUGAUUAUGCUUUAGGUGAGUAUUCAUCAAGUGACUCACAAAUGCAUCCUAAUGACAAUGAUAUCAAUCCAAGCAUACAAGCUUACGCUAGAUGUCUAAUAUACAUGCAAAAGUAUCGUUAUUGCCCAGAAUUCUUGUGGCGUUUAGCUCGUGCUACCUACAUAGCCAGUGCAGAAGCGCCAUUAGAUGAAGCUGUGUCACAAAAGGAUGAUGUAUCACACGGUCAUCUUACUUUAAAUGAUAUUGCUUAUAAAGUGCAAACUCGUCGCCAGUUUAUCGAGUCAGGAAUAAAACAUGCACGUCGAGCGUUAAGUCUCGCACAAAGAGUUUCUCCACCACCGUUGGAUAACGAUCCAACAAAACUAGCUCCAAUAUAUAAAUGGUUAGCUAUUUUAGUUGGUGUCUAUUCAUCUUACCUCAGUGCUCAACAAAGAAUACAGUAUGGUUAUGAAUUUAAGGAAUUAAUUGACACCGCAAUCAAGCUUGACGCCUCUGAUGCCUUAUCCUAUUAUCUACAAGGUCGUUGGUGUUAUGAGGUGUAUAAUGUUUCGUGGAUUGAGCGCCAGAUUGCAUCUAGGUUAUUUGGCAAGCCUCCGACAUCAACCAUUGAGGAAGCUGAGACAGCAUUUGGAAAGGCUGAAGAAUUGCGCCCAAACCAUUACGCUGCACUGUAUCUUUAUCAAGCUAAAUGUUCUUUGACUUACUUAGAUUACAAAACAGCACUGUAUAAAUUAAACAAAGCUCGAGGCUUAUUUGGCCAACACAGAUAUCCUAUACCACACACAGAUAUCGGUUCUGUACAACAAGAAGUAGAUCAACUGUACCACAAGUACUCUGGAUACCAAUAAAAUCAUGUAUAUAGCGAAAAAUAUAUAUUACUUUAAUUUAUAUAUUUCUCAUUGUUCCCAUUCACUUAAGUUGUAUCUUAUUCAAAACGGAAAUUUUGUGAUAUAUACAUAGUGCGUGAAGAAUUACAUAUGAUCAAGAUAUUCG